GCCUGAGAAAGUUUUGAACUCCAUCUCUCGAUUCUAAGUAGCGUAGAUGAUCGGAUAUGGGCGUGGCUUUAGCGGACACCGGAGAUAAACACUCGCAGCACUCCAUGCUCGGUUUUCGACGCCAAAACUUCCAAUGAGGGCGAAGCAGAUUGUUGUUGGGAGCCACGGACUGCGAGUGCGCGGGAUUGUCUCUUUAAAGGCGCCUAGUGUGAAAAGUUCAGUCAAGAAGGCUGUGCGGAGGAGGGUUCUGCGCGGAUUGCUGCAGAGAUCGGCGUCUGAUAUCGCGAGUGCAGCGCAGCAGAUGGCUGGCGACGGCGGGGAGGCCAAACGUCUUCCAAAGAGACCGUUUCACGGCGAAGUAGAGGAGAACUCCAGCGCGACCAUGAAUGAAAACGUCAAAAUUCAGCCCGGGAAAAAGACUCCGGGUGAACGGCGCGGCAAGGAGAACUCUGCCGCCGCCAAGCGUACUGCGUUGACAAGCGGGUCUGCAGAGGCGAAGAUGGACCAGACUGUCAUUCCCAGUCCCCAAACGCAAGAGGACCCGAGCAUUUUCUUCGAUGAGGACAGCAAUCAUAUUUUCCCAGUGGAGCAGUUCUUUGGGAACAUGGAUGUUGUUCAGGAUUACCCACGCAGAACCCCAGGAAGCAAGAGAGUGAAUCGAAGAGAGUACAGGAGCAUGCAUUACUAUGCCAAAGAGGACAGUGAAGACGAGCAGCUAUGAGAAUCUGCCAUUUACAGGGAAGGAGUUUAAUCCUGGUAAAAUGGACUUAAUUGUUUUAAAGGAAGCCAUUUUAUUCCAAAAGCCUUCUUAAUGUUUGAGCUACACUGAAAUGCACUGUGUUGAUCUAUCAAUGUGGUUUUAAUGAGGUACAUUAACAAUGGCAAAAAUGGUGCAUCCCUAAUUUUAAACUAAACGUGCCACACUAAAGGAAUGUACAGGAAGACUGUUUUAAGCUAAAACUAUUAUGUGAUUUAGGGUUUGUGCUGAAAGAAAGCUAUAAAAACUUUCUGUACACUGGGUUUUCUACCACUAGUCCUUACUAAUGAAUCAUCAAAUACAGUUUUAUCAAUCAAGUGCCUCAAAAUUGCUGUUUAGACUUUGAAAGCAAUUAGCUUGGACAUUAUGAAUUUGGCACUUUUAAACAUUCUUUGUUGAGAAUGAACAGAUUUGUUUUUGAAAAAACACUUAAUACUUUAGAUCUGGUGCUGUAUAAUUAAAAAUUAAAGCAUGUAGCUAUUUUGACGUCUUAUGUUCUUUGAUAUGUUUAUGAUGUAAAGACUAUUUUAUUGAUUAGUAUCUCAAAUUAAGAGGGUUUUAUUGUAAGAUAUGAAAAGUUGUAAUUUUAAACCAACAAUUUCAAACUGUAUUAUGCAUGUGGCUUCACCAGGAAUUUGAUUUGUCUGUAUAUGAUGAUAUUUGUAUAGUCUUAUUGGACAGGAUUUGCACUAACUUCACGAGUGGCUCAAAGAUGUAAAAUUUUAAAAUGUAGUUUCUUUUCUACUAUGUACAAAUUACAUGAGAUAAAAAUUGUAGAAAGUGUGAUUUUGAAGUUUAUAUUUUUCUAUUGAAGUCAUAAACCAAGUGCUAAUUUUUUGCUACCAAAUGCUUUGUAUAUACAUGACAUGUCAAACUUAUUUAAUGUCAUAUCUUCUGUGUAUUAUCUUGUGAAAUCUACAAUACUCUGUCCAGAGAAAAUAAACCUCAUUAACAGCUUUGGAAAACAACUUUUG
This is a messenger RNA of Labeo rohita (rohu), 1731 nucleotides long. RefSeq names its product chromosome 8 C1orf174 homolog (gene c8h1orf174). The record is from RefSeq and is a predicted model, not a curated record. Bases 134 to 721 code for a protein of 195 amino acids. NCBI's taxonomy places the organism in Eukaryota, Metazoa, Chordata, Actinopteri, Cypriniformes, Cyprinidae. The transcript is spliced from 4 exons.